This is a messenger RNA of Argentina anserina (silverweed cinquefoil), 1644 nucleotides long. Its product is annotated as DNAJ protein JJJ1 homolog. NCBI's taxonomy places the organism in Eukaryota, Viridiplantae, Streptophyta, Magnoliopsida, Rosales, Rosaceae. The coding region runs from base 1 to 1644 and encodes 547 amino acids. The record is from RefSeq and is a predicted model, not a curated record. The transcript has a single exon.
AUGGUAAAGAGCACAGAGCGUGUCUGCUACUACGAGACCUUAGGCCUCGAACCCAACUGCUCAGAAGAACAAAUUAAGGCUGCUCACAGAAAGCUAAUCCUUACGUACCACUGGGACAAAUGCAGAUCAUCCCAAUGCGGACUGUCCCAAGAAGAAGCCACCGCGAAAUUUUUAGAAAUCCGACUGGCAUACGAAACCCUAAUUGAUCCCGAACGACGAGAAACCUUCGACGCUUACCGCCAGACCUACGCUGUUCCUGAAGUUUUCAAGCCCGACCUCGAAAUCCCCUUUGACAAUGUCCACUUCGACGACUACUCCAGCUCCGUCUGCGGCUUUUAUGAGGUCUACUCUGAUCUUUUUCAAAGGAUUUACGACAAUGAACGCGCUUUCCAAGAGAAGAAGAACAUGCCAUGGAAUUCGGUUCAGAAGCCACCAGACAUGGGCAAUCUGGAUAGCUCAUAUCCCGAGGUUGUUCAAUUCUACAACUACUGGCUCAACUUCGAUUCGAUCAUGGAUUUCUGCUGGGAGGAUUUACACGAUGAGAUUGAUCUACGUAAUGUCUCUCGAAGAAGAAGAAUGAAACUUUGGUCCCGCAUAAACAUGAAGGCGAGGAAGAAAGCCAAGAAGGAGUACAUCAAAAAGAUCCGAGGUUUGGCACAAAAUGCCAAAAGACUUGACAAGAGGGUCAUGCAGAUGAUGGAAAAGAGAGAGGAGGAACAAAAGAGUGAGAUAGAGGAGAAGAAGGAAAGAAGGAAGCAGUUGAGGAAAGAAAAGUUGACCAAGGCUAUGGAGUACGUGGAGCAGGAGUGGACAAAACCGAUCGAGAGGAAGAGAAAAUAUAGUAACGAGGAGGAGGAGAAGAAAAAAGAGAAUGAGGAAUGGGAGUGUGUGGUUUGUAGGAAGACGUUUAGGAGUGUGAAGCAGUGCAGGAAUCAUGAGCAGUCGAGGAAGCAUCUCCGUUUGUAUGCAAAGUUGAUGGAGUUGCUAUUGUUGAAGGAGAAAUGUGACAAUGAAGAACCUGAUGAAAAAGAGGUUCUGAAGGUAGCAAAAUGGCAUGAGGUGAUCGGAGGAAGUGAUAAUGAAGAUGCUUUCUCUGAUGGGGUUAAUGAUUAUCAAAAAGAAAAAUCUAAUGAAGCAAGUGAAGUUGACAAUGAGGAGGUGGAGGAUGAAAUGGAUGUUCUUGCAGCAAUGGUGGCGAGGCGAAAGACGAUGGAAAAGGUUAGUGAAGAUAUUCCGGAAUUAAUGACUCAACCCUUGGCAACCAGUACUCAAGAGGUGGCUUUGGAGCAUGUAACGCUAGAGAACACCAAUAAGAAUGGAGGAGAUAUGAAACCGAGGAGAAGAAGAGCCAAGAGUACUAGAACGAACGAACGGGAUGGUUCAAAUUUGAACCCUGAUUCUAAUGUAGAAGAGACUCGAAAGAGAUAUGAUGAUGAGCACAUCAAGAAAAGGGAAGGCGGAGGGAGGAAAGACUGGAGCGGUGAGAAGAGUAAAGUUGAUAAUGAGCACAAGCAAAUUAGGAAGGGAGGAAGAAGGCAAGAGAAGAACGGUAAGAAGAGAAGUAGUGGAGAAAGAAGAUUCAAUCAACAUGGUAUAUCCUCUCUUUUUGCUGUGAAUGAGAAUUAUCUAAACAUGUUCAUCUGA